AUGUCUUACAAUCACAACGAUCCUUACCAGGAUCAAGGUGAAAUUCCUAGGGACGGGUACGAUCAACAACAGUACGAUGAAUAUGGGCAACCAAUCUACGGCCAAGACCAAUACUACCCAGAAGAUCAAGGUUACUACGACCAAUCUGGUGAGUAUUAUCAACAAAACGCACAAGGCGACAUUUCUGGUGCCCCAGACUCUGGUGCUUACCAUGAUCAAGGCUACUACGAUCAACCUCGUGGCAUGGGUCAAGAUCCAGAAAACUUUUCUGACUUCAGCUAUGCGCCACCUGGCACUCCUGGCACUCCAGGCGGAUACGACAGCUACGGAGGUGGUUCCGGUAACGGUUACGCUCAGUACACACCAUCUCAGAUGAGUUAUGGUGAUCCAAGAUCAUCCGGUGCUUCCACUCCUAUUUACGGCGGUGAGGGCUUCGACCCAUCUGCCGUUGCCAUGGCUUUGCCUACAGAACCAUACCCAGCUUGGACAGCUGAUACUCAAACCCCAGUAACGGCUAGUGAAAUCGAAGAUGUGUUCAUCGACUUGACCAACAAGUUUGGUUUCCAAAGAGACUCGAUGAGAAACAUGUUUGACCAUUUCAUGACCCUUUUGGAUUCAAGAGCUUCAAGAAUGUCUCCUCAACAAGCUUUGCUUUCAUUGCACGCAGAUUAUAUCGGAAGUGAUAGUGCAAACUACAAAAAGUGGUACUUUGCUGCCCAACUAGAUAUGGAUGAUGAGAUCGGUUUCCGUAACAUGAGUCUUGGUAAAUUGUCCAGAAAGGCUAGAAAGGCAAGAAAGAAGAACAAGAAGGCAAUGGAAGAGGCAACCCAAUCGGAGAACCCAGAGAGCGCUUUGGAUCAAAUAGAAGGUGACAACUCCUUAGAAGCCGCCGAUUUCAGAUGGAAGGCCAAGAUGAACAAACUGUCGCCAAUCGAAAGAGUCCGUCAAAUAGCUUUAUACCUCUUGCUAUGGGGUGAAGCUAACCAAGUCAGAUUUACUCCAGAAUGUUUAUGUUUCAUCUACAAGUGUGCUUCUGACUACCUGGAUUCUCCAUUGUGCCAGAACCGUCAAGAUCCAAUUCCAGAAGGUGACUUCUUGAACAGAGUCAUCACUCCAAUUUACAGAUUUAUCAGAUCUCAAGUCUACGAAGUUCAAGAUGGUCGUUACGUUAAGCGUGAAAAGGAUCAUAACAAGAUCAUUGGUUACGACGAUGUAAAUCAGUUGUUUUGGUACCCUGAAGGUAUAGCCAAGGUGGUCUUGGAGGACAAUACUCGUUUGAUCGAUUUGCCCGCUGAAGAACGUUAUUUGAGAUUAGGUGAUGUUAUUUGGGAUGACGUUUUCUUCAAGACUUACAAAGAAACGCGUUCUUGGUUCCAUUUGGUCACCAAUUUCAACCGUAUCUGGGUUAUUCACGCUACCGUAUACUGGAUGUAUACCGCUUACAACGCGCCAACCUUGUACACACAUAACUAUCAACAACUUGUGAACAAUAAGCCAUUGGCCGCUUACCGUUGGGCUUCAUGUGCUUUGGCAGGUUCUCUUGCCUCAAUUAUUCAAAUCGUUGCUACUAUUGCGGAAUGGUUCUUUGUCCCAAGAAAUUGGGCUGGUGCUCAACAUUUAUCUCGUCGUUUCUGGUUUUUGGUUUUAAUUCUUGCAGUUAAUUUAGGUCCAAUCAUCUUUGUGUUCGCUUACGAUCCUUUGACCGUUUACUCCAAGGCUGCCUUAGUUGUGUCUAUUGUCAUGUUCUUUGUAUCGUUGGCUACCGUUCUUUUCUUCUCUGUCAUGCCAUUGGGUGGGUUAUUCACUUCCUACAUGAAGAAAUCCACAAGAAAGUACGUCGCUUCUCAAACAUUCACUGCAUCCUUUUAUCAAUUGGAAGGUCUUGAUAUGUGGAUGUCCUACUUAAUGUGGACUACAGUUUUCGCAGCUAAGUAUGCAGAAUCCUACUUCUUCUUGACUCUAUCGUUGAGAGAUCCAAUCAGAAUUUUGUCUACUACAGUUAUGAGAUGUACUGGUGACUACGGUUACAAAGAUAAGCUUUGUCGUCAACAACCAAAGAUUGUCUUGGGUUUAAUGAUUGCCACCGAUUUGAUUCUUUUCUUCCUUGAUUCUUACAUGUGGUACAUUAUCUGUAACACUGUCUUCUCUGUCGGUAGAUCCUUCUACUUAGGUAUCUCCAUUUUGACUCCAUGGAGAAACAUUUUCACAAGAUUGCCAAAGAGAAUUUACUCCAAGAUUUUGGCAACUACCGACAUGGAAAUCAAGUACAAACCAAAGGUCCUCAUCUCUCAAGUGUGGAAUGCUAUCGUUAUCUCCAUGUACAGAGAACAUUUAUUGGCCAUUGAUCACGUUCAAAAGUUGUUAUAUCACCAAGUCCCAUCUGAAAUUGAAGGUAAGAGAACUCUAAGAGCUCCAACUUUCUUCGUUUCUCAAGAUGAUAACAACUUCGAAACUGAAUUUUUCCCAAGAAAUUCUGAAGCUGAACGUCGUAUCUCUUUCUUUGCUCAAUCUUUGGCUACGCCUAUUCCUGAACCAUUACCAGUUGACAACAUGCCUACUUUCACCGUCUUGACUCCUCAUUACUCUGAAAGAAUCUUGUUAUCUUUGAGAGAAAUUAUCCGUGAAGAUGACCAAUUCUCAAGAGUUACUUUGUUGGAAUACUUGAAGCAAUUGCAUCCUGUUGAAUGGGAUUGUUUCGUUAAGGACACUAAAAUUUUGGCCGAAGAAACUGCUGCAUUUGAAGGAAAUGAUGAAGAAGAUUCCGAGAAGGAAGGUGGCAUGAAAUCUCAAAUUGAUGAUUUGCCAUUCUACUGUAUUGGUUUCAAGUCUGCUGCCCCAGAAUACACUCUACGUACUCGUAUUUGGGCUUCCUUGAGAUCUCAAACUUUGUACCGUACUGUUUCAGGUUUCAUGAAUUACGCUCGUGCUAUAAAGUUGUUGUACCGUGUUGAAAAUCCCGAAAUUGUUCAAAUGUUUGGUGGUGACACUGAAGGUUUGGAAAGAGAGUUGGAAAGAAUGGCUAGAAGAAAGUUCAAGUUUUUGGUUUCUAUGCAAAGACUGGCUAAGUUCAAGCCUCAUGAAUUGGAAAACGCUGAAUUCUUGCUAAGAGCUUAUCCUGACUUGCAAAUUGCCUAUCUAGAUGAAGAACCUCCAUUGAAUGAAGGUGACGAACCAAGAAUUUACUCUGCUUUGAUUGACGGUUACUGUGAAAUUAUGGAAAAUGGUCGUAGACGUCCUAAGUUUAGAGUUCAGUUGUCUGGUAACCCUAUUUUGGGUGAUGGUAAGUCUGAUAACCAGAAUCAUGCUUUGAUCUUCUACAGAGGUGAAUAUAUUCAAUUGAUCGAUGCCAACCAAGAUAACUACUUGGAAGAAUGUUUGAAGAUUAGAUCCGUGCUAGCUGAAUUUGAAGAGUUGAACGUUGAACAAGUUAAUCCAUACGCCCCAGGUUUGAAAUAUGAGGAUCAAAACAACAACCAUCCAGUGGCUAUUGUUGGUGCUCGUGAAUACAUUUUCUCUGAAAACUCUGGUGUCUUAGGUGAUGUCGCUGCAGGUAAGGAACAGACAUUCGGUACUUUGUUCGCACGUACGCUAGCUCAAAUUGGUGGUAAGUUACAUUAUGGUCAUCCGGAUUUCAUCAAUGCAACCUACAUGACUACCAGAGGUGGUGUUUCAAAGGCUCAAAAGGGUUUGCAUUUGAACGAAGAUAUUUAUGCUGGUAUGAAUGCUAUGCUUCGUGGUGGUCGUAUUAAGCACUGUGAGUAUUAUCAAUGUGGUAAGGGUAGAGAUUUAGGUUUCGGUACAAUUUUGAAUUUCACAACUAAGAUUGGUGCUGGUAUGGGUGAACAAAUGUUGUCCCGUGAAUACUACUACUUGGGUACACAAUUGCCACUUGACCGUUUCUUGUCGUUCUACUAUGCCCAUCCUGGUUUCCAUUUGAAUAACUUGUUCAUUCAAUUAUCUUUGCAAAUGUUUAUGUUAACUUUGGUUAACAUGAGUGCAUUGGCAAAUCAAUCUGUCCUCUGUAUUUACAACAAGUACAAACCAAUUACAGAUGUCUUGUACCCAAUUGGUUGUUACAACUUCAUGCCUGUUAUUGAUUGGGUGAGACGUUACACUCUAUCCAUUUUCAUUGUUUUCUUCAUCGCUUUCAUCCCAAUUGUUGUCCAAGAAUUGAUUGAACGUGGUAUCUGGAAAGCUACUCAAAGAUUCUUCCGUCACUUAUUGUCUCUGUCUCCAAUGUUCGAAGUUUUCACUGGUCAAAUUUAUUCUGCUUCUUUGUUGAGUGAUUUAACUAUCGGUGGUGCUCGUUAUAUUUCCACUGGUCGUGGUUUCGCCACUUCUCGUAUUCCAUUCUCAAUUCUUUACUCUAGAUUUGCUGGUUCAGCAAUUUACAUGGGUGCCAGAUCUAUGUUAAUGUUGUUAUUCGGUACUGUUGCCCACUGGCAAGCUGCUCUACUAUGGUUCUGGGCCUCUUUGUCCGCUUUGAUGUUCUCUCCAUUUAUCUUUAACCCACACCAAUUUUCGUGGCAAGAUUUCUUCUUGGAUUACAGAGAUUUCAUCAGAUGGUUGUCCAGAGGUAACAAUAAGUACCAUAAGAACUCUUGGAUUGGUUACAUCAGAAUGUCUAGAUCUCGUAUUACCGGUUUCAAGCGUAAACUGAUUGGUGAUGAAUCCGAAAGGGCUGCUGGUGAUGCUGCAAGAGCACACAGAUCAAACAUGGUUUUCGCUGAGGUCAUUCCAUGUGUAAUUUACGCUGCUGGUUGUUUCACUGCCCACUCUUUCAUCAAUGCUCAAACAGGUGUUAAGAAUGCUGCUAUUAUUAACUCAUGGUUACGUAUCGUCAUCUGUACUUUGGGUCCAAUUGUCAUCAACAUGGGUGUUUUAGGAUUCUGCUUAAUGAUGUCUUGUUGUUCAGGUCCACUAUUGGGAAUGUGUUGCAAGAAGACCGGUUCAGUUAUGGCUGGUAUUGCUCAUGGUAUUGCUGUCAUCGUUCACAUUGUUUUCUUCAUAAUCAUGUGGGUUUUGGAAGGUUUCAACUUCACCAAGAUGUUGAUUGGUGUGAUUACUUCGAUGCAAUGUCAAAGAUUGAUCUUCAAGCUAAUGACUUUAUUCAUGUUGACUCGUGAAUUCAAGAACGAUCACUCUAACACUGCAUUCUGGACUGGUAAGUGGUACAACACUGGGUUAGGUUACAUGGCAUGGACUCAACCUUCAAGAGAAUUCGUUGCUAAGAUUGUUGAACUUUCUAACUUUGCAGCUGAUUUCGUUUUGGGCCACGUUCUAUUAUUCUGUCAAUUGCCUAUCUUAUGUUUCCCAAUGGCCGAUAAAUUCCAUUCUAUCAUGUUGUUCUGGUUGAAGCCAUCUCGUCAAAUUCGUCCACCUAUCUACUCGCUGAAGCAAACCCGUCUACGUAAGCGGAUGAUCAGAAAAUACUGUAGUCUCUACUUCUUAGUUUUGAUCGUCUUUGCCGCAUGUAUCGUCGGUCCAGCUGUUGCUGCUUCAAGAGUGGACUUGCAGAAAAUCUCUGACAAUGUUGACAAGAGUGGUAACGAAAUUUUCCAUGGUUUGAUUCAACCAAGAAGACAAAAGAACAACGAUACUGGUCAUGGUAUGUCUACAUACAAGGGCCACUUCUUCACCAAGACACCAUCUAUAGCCCCUUGGUCUACCAAGGCUUAA
Molecule: messenger RNA, 5679 nt
Organism: Kluyveromyces marxianus DMKU3-1042
Lineage: Eukaryota; Fungi; Ascomycota; Saccharomycetes; Saccharomycetales; Saccharomycetaceae
Gene: FKS1
Product: 1,3-beta-D-glucan synthase
Exons: 1
Coding region: 1-5679 (1892 amino acids)
Biological process (GO): (1->3)-beta-D-glucan biosynthetic process; fungal-type cell wall polysaccharide biosynthetic process
Cellular component (GO): plasma membrane; 1,3-beta-D-glucan synthase complex
Molecular function (GO): 1,3-beta-D-glucan synthase activity
Source: RefSeq, a predicted model, not a curated record